AUGGCUCCAUGCCCCACGUCUUCUGCCGCCGUGGCCUUACCUGGGGGCCCCACAGGCAGUACUGCCGGAGGAUCCCGCGAGGGCAACCGCUCGCCUUCCGCAGCUUCGCAUCGCGGCUACUCCCAGCAGCAUCAGCAGCGUGUGGCUGUCAAUGCAGAGGGCCGGUUCCUGGCUCACUGGGACGAGUUUGUGGACCACAGGCGUGAGGUGCAAGCAAAGCUCGAGGAGGCCUUUGAGAUGGCCAGCGAGCGCCGAGAGGCUGGGCUCCGAGUCGCCCGGCUCUGCCAGAGCUUGGAGACGAAGGUGGAGCGGCUCUCAAGGCAGGCGAAAGAGCAGGCCUCCAAAGGUGAGGUCUUGGAGGACAGGCUGAGCUCUCAGGCGAAGGGCAUGGAAGCCUGCAGAGAGGCAGUGGAAGGCUUGAGAGAUAAGUUCCAGCGCAAUGUGCAGGACAUCGGGGGCUCCCUUGUCUCAGCACGCGCGGAGCUCACGGAGGAUUCGGAGCGAAGGCACCAGAGCCUGCAGGAGGCCAUGCGCAGGGGCGACCGCUGCCUGGCCGAAGAGUUCUUCCGGAAGUUACAGGAGUCCAGCGAGAAGCUUUCCGGCAAUCUGCAAGUCCUGGAGGAUGCCUUGGCCACCUUCGUGCGGCAGACCCGCGUGCAGAUCGCCGACUUGAGCGAGCAGCUGGAGGCCCGCGGCAAGGACCACGUGGCGCUGCGAGGGCAGGCAGCGGAGCUCUGCAAGUUCGAGGCGCACAUCGCUGCUUUGCAGGAGGAAGCUGCCGCGCUGGCUGCGCGUGCGGACGCCUCGGAGACCUCGAGUGGCGAGCAGGCGCGGCUGCUGACAACUCUCGAAACGAAGCUGACAAAGCUGCAGGACGCUUGUGCCCGCUUUGAUGGCCGAACUUCUGCAGCCGAGGAGGCGCUCGAGAGCCGCUCGCAGCAGGUCGCCGACCAGUUCCGCGAGGCUUCAGAGCAGACCGCCUCGGCCAUCGUCCGCGCGAGGGCGGACCUAGCCGACUCCAUCAACUCUGCUGUGGCUUCGGUCCGGGAAGAUAGCAAAGAGGGCCUGCGAAACCUCGAGAGUGGAAUCUCUGCAGACUUGCAGGUUCUGCGCGAUGAGCUGCGCUCAGGCGUGGCCCUGGGCCAAGACCGGCUCCAGGACGUUGCCGUGGAGCUUCGUCGCGAUGUGGCCGAAGCCUCGGAGGCCUCGCGCUUGAACGGCCGCGAGCUGCUGGCGCUCAUCGAGGAGCUUCAGGGUCAGUUCCUGGAGUCCCGCAGUGAAGCACGCAGGGGCCUGGAGGACGUGGCCUCGUCCACGCGCUCUGAAGCACAGGCCGGCAUGGAUGACUUGAAGACGCAAUUGAGCGUGCUGCGAUCUGACUUCAUGGAGGUCCGCAUGCAAGUUAAAGCUUUGACGGACGCCAUGCCGGGCGUGGACGAAAGCUGUCUCAACUUGCGUCGUGGACUCAACGACUCAGCAACCGCCGCCGGCAAAGCGCAAAGCACGGCGGAUGAUGCAGCCGCCGAAACAGCACGUCUGCAGUCCUUCGUGGAGGCUGGCAGCUUGGUCGUCAGCAGCACGACGUACAUCAUGGACUUGUUGAAUCCAGUGCUCGAAGAGAUGGUGGCAGAGUGCAUCCACAAGAUGCCCAAGGAUCCCGUGCCUUUCAUGUUGGACUGGCUGGAGAGCAAGCGGGCCUCGGAGGAGGACAAGAAGCUGAGUCCGGAAGAGAAGGAGAAGCUGGUCAAGGAGAAUGAGGAGCUGACCGGAAAGGUCAGCAAGCUGAAGGGCCAGGUACAGGAGGCGGCCAAGAUGGCGACAGAGAGCGCCCCAGCGGCAGAUGAGGAGGAGGAAGAAGAGGAGGACGAGGAUGAUGAGCCACCUCCAGGCUGGGAGAAGGACAUGGACAACCGCGCUCGAACGAGCGUCUCUGCGGAAGCUUACGGCGAGUGGAACGCGAAGAAGGCCUUCGUGCCGCCCGUGCACAUCAAGUCCGACGAACAGAAGGAACGUCUUAAGGGCUGCUUGGUGAAGUCGUUCCUCUUUUCCAACCUGGACACGAAUGAUCUCAACAUCGUCAUUGGCGCCAUGACAGAAGUGCAGGAGAAGACCGGUACUCGCGUCAUCAACCAAGGCGACAACGGCGACUUCUUGUUCGUCAUCGAGUCGGGCGUCCUUGAUUGUUCGAUCAAGAAGGGUGAGGACGGCGAGGAGACUGUGGUGAAGAAGUGCGAGCCGGGUGACGUGUUUGGUGAGCUUGCUCUGCUGUACAACUGUCCCCGUGCGGCUUCCGUAGACGCAAAGGAAGACUGCGUGCUUUGGAAGCUGGACCGUGACACCUUCAACCACAUCGUGAAGGAGGCCGCCGAGAAGAAGCGUCAGCGGUAUGAUGCCUUCCUCAGCAAGGUGCCGCUACUCUCGUCCAUGGAUGCCUACGAACGCUCCCAGCUUGCUGAUGCUCUCAAGGUGGAAACCUUCGAGCAGGGUCAGAAGGUCAUCACCGAGGGUGAGGAAGGAAACAAGUUCUACAUCAUCGAGGACGGCCUGUGCGUGGCCACCAAGGGCGAAGUGGAAGUCAUGAGCUAUGCGGCUGGUGACUACUUCGGCGAGUUGGCACUGAUCAACAACAAGCCACGUGCUGCUACCGUGGUGGCCAAGGGGGAUGUCCGGGGCUGA
Molecule: messenger RNA, 2676 nt
Organism: Symbiodinium necroappetens
Lineage: Eukaryota; Dinophyceae; Suessiales; Symbiodiniaceae
Source: the annotation of a GenBank genome assembly